This is a messenger RNA of Sphaeroforma arctica JP610, 739 nucleotides long. RefSeq lists its product as hypothetical. The record is from RefSeq and is a predicted model, not a curated record. Bases 104 to 526 code for a protein of 140 amino acids. Lineage: Eukaryota; Ichthyosporea; Ichthyophonida. The transcript has 4 exons.
CAGGAGGAAGCGGUACUUAGCUAUUGUAUUUGAUUCACUUCGGACCAACCUGCCAAACGUCCUAGUCGACACGGACCCUGAUUAUGAUUUGUACUCCGAGGCUAUGGAAUUUGAAGAGACGAUUUCCGGUUCCCAUAUAAGCUGCAAAACUCUAUCGCAAUACAUGAUGGUAUUGCGAGGGUUCAGACUCUCUGCUCAUUGUGUCUUGAAGGAUCCGACUAUUGAGAUGUUAAAUAUUCGAAAGAUACCGGAGCGCAUGGAGAUACAAGUCAGGUGGCGGCUGAAGUCCGAAGCGUGUGCUUUGAGGACAAUGCUGUCGAUGGGCCCGGACUGUGAUGCCGUUUUGGAUGCCAAUUCCGUGUUCAGGGUUAGCGAAGACGGAUAUGUGUGCUUUCACAGGUGUGAAAAGGUACAACGGCGGUUUGAUCCCGAGGAUGAUGCGCCAAAUAUAUUACAAAGGAUGGGACGGAAACUGAGUGGCCGUGGCGCUACCCCGUGCCCAGCAUAUAGCAAACACGACGGAUGAGCUGAGCUUGUAGCUAAUGUACCACAGGCCCCCGACGAGACUCUGAGUCGCACCCUGUGAGUGCAUGCCUGUUCUCAUCGCAGAUCGCUUGCAAAGAAUAUUACCCCGAGUUACGUUUGUUGAGACAGUCUGGAUUGCAUUGUCGAUUAGAUGUAUCACGCGUGGGAGAUUUCAUUAAAGAAUGUGUUGCAGGCGCAAGUCAACUAAGCUCGA